This is a messenger RNA of Vidua chalybeata, 4700 nucleotides long. RefSeq names its product regulator of hemoglobinization and erythroid cell expansion (gene RHEX). Bases 3166 to 3729 code for a protein of 187 amino acids. The transcript has 6 exons. The record is from RefSeq and is a predicted model, not a curated record. Gene Ontology annotation, cellular component: plasma membrane. NCBI's taxonomy places the organism in Eukaryota, Metazoa, Chordata, Aves, Passeriformes, Viduidae.
GCAGAACGGGGUCCUCAUCCCAGCACCAGUCCCCAGCACCAGCCCCUUAUCCACAGGUGGAAACCCCCCAGAAUGCUUUAGAGGAACAUUUCCCUUCUCCUUCAGCCCACAGCCCCACCCCAGGGAGCUGCCCGUGGCCAUGGGGUGCCCCAAACCCCGGCAGAUGCGGGGAGCUGCAGGAAAGGGAUGUGUUUGUACCAUCAGCCACCGAGCUAAUUUUAAAAGGCAAAGACUAAUUAGCAGUGAUGAACGGCUCGGGAAUCCUCAACUUUCCCUUGCAAAGGCCGGGAAGGAGCAGCUUUCCAUGGGAGACAGCUCCCUGCUGCUCUGCAGGCGCUGAUGGGCUCGUCCCCUGGUUUGUUUUACCCAGGACGAUUGCCUCAUUAAAGCCUCAGCGAGUGCAAACAGAAAAUGCUGAAGAACAAAUAAAGCCUUCAGACAUGGGGGGAGGUGAGUGAGGGCAGCAAGUGGGGGCAGGUGAGGGUUUUCCUGCUGCCACCAUCUCCCAGGCCCUUAUUUUCCAUGCUGUCCUUGUUUUCCAUGGUUUUGGCAGUAAAAGAACUGAUGGUGGGUGCUGCAGGGGGUGUUCUGCUCAGCCAGCCCCAUUCACGUGAUUAACAGGGUUUAGCACCGUGCUAAUCAAUUUUUUGUUUGUCCCAGCGAGCCUCUUUUAUCGAAUUAAAUUUUAUCUAAUUAAAGCCCUCGCCCAGGAAAUUAAAGUCCUCAUCUGUGAGGCACAGGUACCGAGGGUGGCUGGGGACAGCUGAGUCACGUCCUGCUGUCACCGGGAUCUUGUGUCCCCAUCCCUGGAGAUGCUGCCAGGCCUCUCCUCUCCCCAGCUUUGCAGGCAGAUUAAGCUUUAAAAAAAUCCAUCCAUUAUUUCUCGAUGUGAGCAGGAAAAUGUUGGGCACAGCACAGUUGAUGCCGAAGGCACAUGCAGCUGUUUUUUCAAAACAAAUGAAAAUUCCCUGCAUUCCCCCAUGCUGCAAUUUUUUUUUUUUUUUUUUUACUGAGUGGCUUUUAUACAAAUUUAUUCUCUAUUUCCCAUUUUGAGAUGCAGUUUAAUGUACCACCCUCCCUCCUUGUCCUAAUCACAUAUUCAUGGAUUAGAAAAGAAACUUCCUAAAACAAAAGCAGCUGCAGUAAGUGCCAGAUAAGCUGAAAACAGCAAGUGGAUUGUUCCAGACAUGGUUUAUAACCCGAAAAUCCUAUCAGAAAACCCAGCCUGAAGGGUCACUGGGCUUUGGAGAUAAAAGUGAGGGUGAGCAGCAGCACAGACACGCCAAACACUUUAAGUGAAAUAGUUUAUUUUGUGGAAAAUAUCCCCCAGUUGGAUCAUCAUAAUCUGCAAACUCCUGGCAGCGGGUUCAGCAUUAAAAUAGGAAGAUGAAAGUCAUAACGAGGACAGACCUUUCAUUUAGAAAUUUUUGCAGCGAAGCAAAUCUAUUUUGUCUUUUGAGUUAUUUUAGAAGCAAUUUUAAAAGCUCAACUCUUAGGGGCACUUCAAAAUUGUUAUUUCAAGUAGAAAUUUUUCUCUGUGUUUUGAGAGCAACUGGGCUGGAUUUGCACAGAAAAUUGGGUCAAAAGGGCUUUGUUUCAUACAUAUUCCAGCUGUACCUCAGUGUGUGGAAUGCAGGGGGAAGAGAUGCCCAAUUGCCAAGCCUUGGUGUCCCUCAGCUUGGCAGGGCCAGCCUGUGCUGCUCUGGAGAAAUUGAGGAAAGGUGACCCCAGCUCCUGCAGUGUUCCAGGCUGGUAAGAAAGGAAGGGUCUCUGUCCCCAGCUGUGUCCCACCCCUCCAGGCCCACCCAGCUGGAUCAAAAAUAGAUUUGGCCCCUUGGAUGAAAAAAAUACCUCUCAGCAGCUCUGUGUGAAGCACUUUCCUUGUUUAAAAAACCUGUUCUCAGGCUAAAAAUGUGUUAUCUGUGUUCCUUCUUACACAUUUCCUUUAGUGGAGCCACUGCCCUGGCUGAUUCACACUGUGCCCCAGCAGUGUUUUGUAAAAAACCCUUUUUUUCUGCCUUUAUCAGACACUUCUCCCACCUGUUAAUCUGUUUAUCCACCACCGAGCACUUGAAAGCGCUGCAGCAGCAAACUCUCACCUGAAAAAAAAUCAACAAACAAGCAAGUUUUGGUUAAAUAAACCCCGAAAUAUUUACCUGGGGUGCAGCAGCUGUGAGGAGAGCAGGACCAGCCUCUGGUGAUGAGCUGGUGGAUGGUGGGAGCAGUGCCAGGGAUGAAGGGGAAUUUAGGAAGCGACCCCAACUUGUGAUGCAGCUCCAGGGGUAGGUGAUGCUUUUUGAAAUCUUCUUUUUGCUUUUAGAUAAUCCAGGGGGAUCCUUUGGGAUGUUAUAUCCCUGGGCCAGGAUUGCUGUGGGCUGGUGGAGGUGUUGAAAGGCGAGCAGGCACCGUCCCCAUGAGUCAGGCACCUUGAAAUAAGAAGGGAAUUUCUUGUUCCUUUCUGCCAGGGCACCCCCAGAGCUACAAACCCCACAGUUCCUACGAACCAGCAGCCAGCACUCCCCAAACCUCCUGGGAACUCUCAGGAUGGGAUCUGCCAGGCUGCUGCUUGCACCCCAAAGCUUGCAGAGCAUUUUCCAGAGUGUGGGCAGGUGGAUGCCCACCCACCCCAGCAGCCAUGGAGCCCAGGUGGUGUUAAAAGGCUUUAUCCCUGUGGAAAAUGUUUGCUUGGAAGCACCCCGAGCUGGUUUUGGGUGGCAGCUGAGUUGAGCUGGGCACAGCUCCGCCAGCACCGCUUGGCUCCAAGGAAGCUCAGCUGAAUUUUGGGACAAAGCUGCUGGAAGACAGAGAAUUGAUGGAGGGGUGCAGGAGCAAAACAGCUGCAGAACAGCAGAGAAACACCCCAAUAUAUUUAAAUGAGGCCGCUGGCAGAGGGGAGGUGUCAUGGAACUCGCGUGGGCUCCUUGGUGCCUCUGACCUGGGGGGGUAGAGCGUGACCGCAUCCGGCACCGCCGCGCUGCCAGACCCCGCUCUGCACCCAAAUCCUGCUGAAACGGCCCCAAAUCCUGCUGAAACGGCCCCAAAUCCUGCUGCCUGCACGGCCCCAGCUGCCCCGAGCCGUGGGGCAGGGAAGGUUGGAAAACUCCGAGCCCAGGUCCUGUUGCCUCUGUGUGUCCCCCCAGGCCCUGGAGACGCCUCAGCAGGAGGAUGAGCUCUUGUGCAUGCUGGAUUCCUGCUGUCUCCUCACUUGUCACCUUGAUACUCCACCCUCUCCUCUUGCUGGCCCUUUACACCAUGCUCAGCAGGAAAAUUGCCCAGCAUUCCUGCAGGAUGCAGGUGAGCAGCAGCCCUGGGGAGCAUCCCAGCCCUCACCCCACCCCAGCUCCGGCCUCAGCACCGGGAGGGGACACGGCACAAAAACACCCCGGGGCACAAAAACACCCCGGGGCACAAAACCCAUCACCAGCCUAUGCAGGGAGCAGUGACACAUCUUCAGACACCUCGGAGGACUCGGACAACCCUUUCUGCCCUCAGGGCCCUGGCUCAGGGGAAAACCUCAAUUACACAUCCCUGGUGUUCCCAGAGAAAGGCUACGAGCCAGGCUCUGCCCAGGACUACGAGAACAUGAAGACUGGGAUGGAUUACGUCAACGUGGACCCAGAGAAGAGGAAAACACAUUUCUGGCCCUUCUCCAUGCCGAGGGCAUCCAAGGGUGUGGAGUACACCGAGGUGAAGCUGUCACACCAGGGUGAAGCUGUGGCACCGAUGUGAAGCUGUCACACCAGGGUGAAGCUGUCACACCAGGGUGAAGCUGUCACACCAGGGUGCUGCUCAGAGGUGCCCAAAGCCCCCAGCAGCUGCACAGCUGGCACUGUCCCCCCCCCCCCCGGGGCACUGCCUGGCACAGGCUGCAGCACUUGUACCACCCCGACCCGCAGGCACAGCUUCCUUGGCUUUUCCUUAAAGGCUCCACUGUUCCUCAGGGUUGUUCCAGGAUGUGCCAGGGGCAGGGGAGGGUUCCUCCCAGCCAGGCUGGAAUCAGCUCUCCACUUCUGUGUCAUGGCCCUUUCCUCCUCAUUUCAUGAAAGCAAAAGAAAUAUCCUCCCCUCGCCUCUCAAAAUGGGCAGUUGGGAGGGAGAUGCAGUGAUCCUCAAAACCUGCACUGAGCUGGCUGGCAGCUCCUCUCAGUGAUGUUGUUUUGCUCAUCAGCUUCAUAAAAUCCUUGUAAAUACAGUUUUUCCACUGGCUUUUCCCUCUCUCUGUCUCCCACCUUUUGCUUUCCCUGCUUUGUCCCUGCUCCAGGUGCUGGGCUCAGUCUCUCCCCACCUGGGCCAUGUCCCUGCUCCUCACUCUGCAUUUUGUUACUUUUGAAUUUUCAAGAAAUAAACGUCCAAAAUGCCUGGGAAUGGGAACACUGCCCCAGUGGGAGCUCGGUGAGGGGGAUGGAGCUGCUGCCUCCCAGCACAGGGAGGGAUGGAGCUGCUGCCUCCCCUUCCUCAGGGCUGGAGCUGCCCCAAGUGCAUUUUAGACGGGCUCAGCAACGCUGUGAUUUAAUGAAAGUUGUGAGACGAUUGAUUUGGGAUUGAUCAGUGGCUGGGGGAGCCAGGCCCUCCUGCUUUCAUGACCUUGUGGUGCAGAUCUGGCCCAGCUCGAAGGGCACGUGAAGGAAAAUGUUGCAAAAACCCCAAUAAUUCCUGGGUAACGUUGGAAAACCCAGGAGAGGUGUGAUUGUGGGACUGGAG